This is a messenger RNA of Dissoconium aciculare CBS 342.82, 597 nucleotides long. RefSeq lists its product as uncharacterized. The coding region runs from base 1 to 597 and encodes 198 amino acids. The transcript has 2 exons. Gene Ontology annotation, biological process: SRP-dependent cotranslational protein targeting to membrane. The record is from RefSeq and is a predicted model, not a curated record. Lineage: Eukaryota; Fungi; Ascomycota; Dothideomycetes; Mycosphaerellales; Dissoconiaceae. Gene Ontology annotation, cellular component: signal recognition particle, endoplasmic reticulum targeting.
AUGGUUCUGAUAAGUACGAGUGAAGAAUGGCAGCAGCAAUCUGCACUUCUGCUUCAGGCCAGGCCUACCUCGACUCGGAUUACGACAAAGUACAACAUUCCUAACCUUGAGUCUCCGCGAUAUCAAACAUCAGACAAGCGAAAACACGAAGGUGGUGGCGAUGAGAAAGACGCCGCAGCGACUGCCAAAGUCCCUCGUGCUUUCCUUACGCUGAAAACCUACGACCCUGAGUCGGGAGUGGUGCUCAAGUUCAAGACAGACCGCGCAGCAGAGGUCGGACGUCUCAUCGGUGGACUAGGUCGGUUGGGUAGGCAUAUGGCCGCACUUCCACCUCAAGCAGACGGUGAGCUUUGCACCCAUGAUGAGAGUAUGAUGAUCUACCUCGCUGACCAAUGCGAAGAUCACGACGUGGCAACGGAGGCUCAGGGAGAAGCCUCUGUCGAUGUAACCCAAGCUGUCAAAGAAUCAAUAGCUUCACAGCCCUUGGAUACGAAACCGCAGCAAAACACCAACCCUGGGGGAGGCGGUGGUGGCAAAAAGAAGAAGGCGAGACACUCCCAUUUUUCGUUAUGGAGUAUGCCUCUGACAGCCUCAUAG